This is a messenger RNA of Notothenia coriiceps (black rockcod), 785 nucleotides long. RefSeq names its product multiple epidermal growth factor-like domains protein 11. The record is from RefSeq and is a predicted model, not a curated record. Lineage: Eukaryota; Metazoa; Chordata; Actinopteri; Perciformes; Nototheniidae. The annotation marks the transcript as partial. The transcript is spliced from 5 exons.
AUGUGCUGCAAGGUAGCGUCUGUAGUGGAGGCACCGGCACGGAGGAGGAGGAUGCUGGCGGGUGUGGUACAGGGUGUGGCAACGCAUGUGGUGAUGGUAGGGGCACAAGGAGCUGCGCCUCGGAGGACAGCGUCGGUGGUGGCCGCCUUGAUGAGUCAAGGAUUGGGCUCGCUAACUCAGCCCCGGGCGUUGUGUACUGAAGAGUGUUCCCACGGACGCUGUGUCUCUCCUGACACCUGCCAGUGUGAGCCCGGCUGGGGAGGACUGGACUGCUCCAGUGGCUGUGAAAGUGACUUCUGGGGGCCCCACUGCAGUAACCGCUGUCAGUGCCGCAACGGGGCCAAAUGUAACCCGAUCACCGGAACCUGCGUCUGCACCGACGGCUUCCAGGGAUGGCGCUGCGAGGAGACGUGCGACCACAACCUCUACGGCAAGGACUGCCUGCAGGAGUGCCAGUGCCUCAACGGCGCCACCUGCCACCAUCAAACGGGAGAGUGCCUCUGCGCACCCGGAUACACCGGGGCCUUCUGUGAGGAGCCUUGCCCUCCAGGUAAACACGGCUCCCUGUGUGAGCAGCGCUGUCCCUGCCAGAACGGGGGAGCGUGCCAUCACGUCACCGGAGAGUGCUCCUGUCCCGCAGGAUGGGUGGGUCCGGUGUGUGCACAGCCGUGUUCGUUCGGAUCGUUUGGCAUCAACUGCUCUCAGGAGUGCACGUGUCGUAACGCAGGCCUGUGUGACCACAUCAGCGGUCAGUGUCAGUGCACUGCAGGCUACAUCGGAGAGAG